GUGCUGCACGAUCAGCUGCUAGCUGCUCAUCAACAUAUGUCUCACCCACAGCAACCGCGCCCGCAACCGCAGACGGCACCGCCUCCGCAUAUGCAACCCAAUAUCACGAGUCCGCGAGAUCAGAACAACAUUGACCCUGCCAUUUCAGGCGCCACAAUGCUGAGUGGCCCCCCGCAAACACCCCCUCAACCCGAGCCUACGAGCCAAGAAUCGCCCAAGACCUAUGGCAAGCGACCGUUGUCGACCUCCAAGCGCGCUGCGCAGAAUCGUGCCGCUCAAAGAGCUUUCCGCCAACGGAAAGAGAGUUACAUCCGAAAACUGGAAGAACAAGUCAAGGAAUUCGAUGGCAUGUCGGAGACGCUGAAGGCCCUCCAGGCUGAGAAUUACCAGCUGCGAGAACACAUUAUCAACCUGCAAUCCCGGCUCCUGGACUCGCAGGGCGAGAUCCCCGAGCUGCCCGGCAACAUUGAUUUGAGCCAGCCACGAGCAGACCUGUCUCUUCCUGGCACCGGUCCAGCACCCACGGGGGCACCUGCCCAGGCUCCUCCAGGACCUCCCCAACAGCCUCAAGCCCAAACGCAAGCAUCUGCGCCCAAUGACGAUAUGAACUCGCUGAACCGCAUCGCCGUGGCUGGCCUGGGUAUGCGCAAACACCCGAAUGAGGAAGCCAAUUUUCUAGGAAACAACUUCCAAGCUCGCCGCCCGCGCGCCGAUGAAGGCCAACCAGAUGCGUCCGACGUCCCGAAGACGGAAAUGAGCCACGGCUUGCCGGUUGUUUCAUGAGGCAUCACACCAUAUUGAUCACCUACUCUGCGUUCUUUUGCUGUUUUUCUGUCCCCGUUGAUCCUCGAAUUUAACCAUUGAUUGCUCUGGCUUGCAGUUUUUCUCCCACCCUUCUAUGUAUCCUCCUCGGUGUAAGGCGCCAUGUAUCUAGGUAUUAUCUCUGGCUCAGGAAGGAGCGGCGUUCUGCGUUCACUCUUCAUAUUCUCUGUCUACUUUAUCACAUGAAACCUAGAAGGGAAUGAAAAUGAUAACCACGCUAGC
Messenger RNA from Aspergillus brunneoviolaceus CBS 621.78, 1044 nucleotides. RefSeq lists its product as uncharacterized. Gene Ontology annotation, molecular function: DNA-binding transcription activator activity, RNA polymerase II-specific; transcription cis-regulatory region binding. The transcript has 2 exons. The record is from RefSeq and is a predicted model, not a curated record. The coding region runs from base 37 to 783 and encodes 248 amino acids. Lineage: Eukaryota; Fungi; Ascomycota; Eurotiomycetes; Eurotiales; Aspergillaceae. Gene Ontology annotation, cellular component: RNA polymerase II transcription regulator complex.